AUGACAAAUGCAGGCAUGAAGGGGUCGUGGCUGUCGCAGCCGACGGUGAAGAGCGUGCUGGUGUACCGCAAUGGGGACCCUUUCUUCCCAGGGCGUCGUAUUGUCAUCAAUGAGAAGAAAGUGUCUAACUUUGAGGUAUUCCUGAAAGAGGUGACAGGCAGAGUGAAGGCACCCUAUGGAGCUGUGCGUAACAUCUAUACCCCCAGAGGAGGGCAUCGUGUUCGGCAGCUGGAGGAGCUUCAGAGUGGAGAACAGUAUGUGGCUGGUGGCAGGGAAGCCUUCAAGAAACUCAACUAUUUGGACAUUGGAGAAACAAAGAAAAAACCUACUGAAGUCAAUAAUGAGCAGUCAACAGUGGAAGAUGUCAAGCCAGUUACUCACAGUAGAAUCACUGUGUCAGCACGGUUUCGGAAACCACUCCAGGAGCCCUACACUAUUUUCCUGAUUGCUAACGGAGACCUUAUUAGCCCUGUAGUGCGCCUCCUCAUUCCCAGGAAAACACUGAAUCAUUGGGAUCACAUUCUCGAAAUGGUUACAGGAAAAGUUACCCUCAGAAGUGGAGCUGUUCACAGACUUUAUACUUUAGAUGGAAAACUUCUUCAGAAUGGGUCAGACUUGGAGAAUGGGCAAAUUUAUGUUGCAGUGGGUAGAGAAAAGUUUAAGAAGUUGCCAUAUGGUGAUCUGCUCUUCAGCAAAUCUACAAUGAGAAGGCCACCAGGUUCCAAAACCUCUGUACUACCUCCGAUUGUGGGAUGUCAAAAGUCUAAAGGCAGUGGAAAUGAUCGUCAGUCUAAAUCUACUGUUGGAUCCAGUGACACAGGAGAAAACAGUUCCUCUCCUCAACUUCCCAAAGGGAAAGACAAAAAAGGUCAGAAUCUGGCGGAUUCUGUGUCCAGACGACACUUUUCCAAUACCUCUACAAAAGUGAAACAGACUGCAAGAGUAACAGCUGCCACAGGACUCCUUCAAGAUAAUGGUGAAGAUCUUUACAAAGCAAGAGGAGAAGAUGAGUCUGAAAUAUGGGGGGCAGCUGAGGUGCAGGAAGAUGAAGAUACUCACGUGGAAGUUCCGCUGGACCAGAGGCCAGCAGAAACUGUAGAUGAAGAAGAAAAUGCAGAAGAGGAAAAUGACAGGGGAGAGGAGGCAUAUAAAGGAGAGGAAGAAUACCUAGAUGUGAAUGCAGAAGAAAGUGGGGAAAAUCUUAAAGAAAGAAGUGAAGUGGAAGAAAACAAGAUAGUAAAUGAAAAUUAUGAAGAUGAAUCUCAAGAAACAGAGAAUGUUGACCAAGCAGAUGAAGAGAAAUGUACUCAUUUAAACAGCAAGAAAAAUGAAGAAAGUGGUGAGGGAACGGAGCACUUCAACUAUCAAGGUGGUCCUCAGCCUGAAGAGGAAACAAAGGAGGACUCUGACAGUCAGAACCAGGUUGAUUCCCAUCUUGAGAAAACAUCCACAAAUCCAAGGGUGACAAUCACCAGCCCACAGGAAAGUGAAAAAAAUGACCAGAGCAAUGACUAUGCUGCAGUUUCAUAG
This is a messenger RNA of Indicator indicator, 1530 nucleotides long. It is a transcript of the gene DCDC2, whose product is annotated as doublecortin domain containing 2. Gene Ontology annotation, cellular component: axoneme; microtubule organizing center; kinocilium. The record is from RefSeq and is a predicted model, not a curated record. NCBI's taxonomy places the organism in Eukaryota, Metazoa, Chordata, Aves, Piciformes, Indicatoridae. The coding region runs from base 1 to 1530 and encodes 509 amino acids. The transcript is spliced from 11 exons. Gene Ontology annotation, biological process: dendrite morphogenesis; neuron migration; intracellular signal transduction.